AUGCUGUCGCUAAAAGACUCCCUGAAGUUUGAGCAGUCCGUGGGAGACAGUCGCCACAACCUCGAUUCCAUUCUGACUCGCUUGGGCCAGGUUCUGCUGCAUCAGCAGGCUCUCAACCCCUCCUACCCACCAUCAGGAUACGGCAGUGAGGAGAGGGGAGAUGACGCGGAGGCCAGUCCGCAGAGAAUGGUGCGCUCCGUGGCAGCUCAGACCUUCACUGAACUGCGCGAGGACUCAACAGACGGACAACCCUCCAGUCAACACCCUGAAACAGCCGCAGACCAGCAUCGUAGUUGUGAACAGGAACCAGACAUCACCCGCUGUGACUACUGCGAAGGCGUAAGUUGGCAGAGAAUAAUUGCAUAA
Messenger RNA from Dibothriocephalus latus, 366 nucleotides. NCBI's taxonomy places the organism in Eukaryota, Metazoa, Platyhelminthes, Cestoda, Diphyllobothriidea, Diphyllobothriidae. The record is from the annotation of a GenBank genome assembly.